Molecule: messenger RNA, 4021 nt
Organism: Callithrix jacchus (white-tufted-ear marmoset)
Lineage: Eukaryota; Metazoa; Chordata; Mammalia; Primates; Cebidae
Gene: NRDC
Product: nardilysin convertase
Biological process (GO): proteolysis
Molecular function (GO): metal ion binding; metalloendopeptidase activity
Source: RefSeq, a predicted model, not a curated record
CCUCUUCUCCCUCGCCCCUCCCACUUUGGGUUUCGAAAAGCUUGCUGGCUGUUCCAAGAAUCCGUCCGGGUCACUUUAGUUCCUCUCCGUUUCUCAUUGGUUGCUUGCGUGCGCGUGACUAUUUUCUUGCUUCAUGAUUGGCUAAAAUCAGUAGCGUCCUCGGCGGCCAGGAGGGCGGAGGGAUGAGGGAAGUUGGCGUGAGAGAGACCGGGUUGGGGGAGGGGUUUAGGCCUGUUCUCAGCGGCGGCGGCAGCAGCAGCGCCGGCCGCCACCGCCUCUGGAACGCGGAGGAGGUGGGUCCUGGGAAGCGGAAUGUCCAUCGCUCCAGCUUGGUGGUGAAUGCUGAGGAGAGUCACGGUUGCUGCAGUCUGUGCCACACGGAGGAAGUUGUGUGAGGCCGGGCGGGAGCUCGCGGCACUUUGGGGAAUCGAAAAGCGGGGUCAGUGCGAAGACUCUGCUGCUGCCAGACCCUUUCCCAUUCUGGCCAUGCCUGGAAGGAACAAGGCGAAGUCUACCUGCAGCUUCCCUGACCUGCAGCCCAAUGGACAGGAUCUGGGCGAAAACAGCCGGGUUGCCCGUCUAGGAGCGGAUGAAUCUGAGGAAGAGGGACGGAGGGGGUCACUCAGUAAUGCCGGGGACCCUGAGAUCGUCAAGUCUCCCAGCGACCCCAAGCAAUACCGAUACAUCAAAUUACAGAAUGGCUUGCAGGCACUUUUGAUUUCAGACCUAAGUAAUAUAGAGGGUAAAACAGGAAAUACAACUGAUGAUGAUGAUGAAGAAGAAGAGGAGGUGGAGGAAGAAGAAGAUGAUGACGAAGAUUCUGGAGCUGAAACACAAGAUGAUGAAGAGGGUUUUGAUGAUGAAGAUGAGUUUGAUGAUGAACAUGAUGAUGAUAUUGAUACUGAGAAUAAUGAAUUGGAAGAAUUAGAAGAGAGGGCAGAAGCUAGAAAAAAAACUACUGAAAAACAGCAAUCGCAGAGCCUGUUUUUGCUGUGGUCAAAGCUGACUGAUAGACUGUGGUUUAAGUCAACUUACUCAAAAAUGUCUUCAACCCUGCUGGUCGAGACAAGAAAUCUUUAUGGGGUAGUUGGAGCUGAAAGCAGGUCUGCACCUGUUCAGCAUUUGGCAGGAUGGCAUGUGGAGGAGCAGCAGGGUGAAACUGACACAGUUCUGUCUGCAGCGGCUCUUUGUGUUGGAGUUGGGAGUUUCGCUGAUCCAGAUGACCUGCCGGGGCUUGCACACUUUUUGGAGCACAUGGUAUUCAUGGGUAGUUUGAAAUAUCCAGAUGAGAAUGGGUUUGAUGCCUUCCUGAAGAAGCAUGGGGGUAGUGAUAAUGCCUCAACUGAUUGUGAACGCACAGUCUUUCAGUUUGAUGUCCAGAGGAAGUACUUCAAGGAAGCCCUGGACAGAUGGGCCCAGUUCUUCAUCCAUCCACUAAUGAUCAGAGAUGCUAUUGACCGUGAAGUUGAAGCUGUUGAUAGUGAAUAUCAACUUGCAAGGCCUUCUGAUGCAAACAGAAAGGAAAUGUUGUUUGGAAGCCUUGCUCGACCUGGACAUCCUAUGGGGAAAUUUUUUUGGGGAAAUGCUGAGACACUCAAGCAUGAGCCAAAAAAGAAUAAUAUUGAUACACAUUCUAGAUUGAAAGAAUUCUGGACACGUUACUACUCUGCUCAUUACAUGACUUUAGUGGUUCAAUCCAAAGAAACACUGGAUACUUUGGAAAAGUGGGUGACUGAAAUAUUUUCUGAGAUACCAAACAAUGGGUUACCCAAACCAAACUUUGGCCAUUUAACGGAUCCAUUUGACACACCAGCAUUUAACAAACUUUAUAGAGUUGUUCCAAUCAGAAAAAUUCAUGCUCUGACCAUCACAUGGGCACUUCCUCCUCAGCAGCAACAUUACAGGGUGAAGCCACUUCAUUACAUAUCAUGGCUGGUUGGACAUGAAGGCAAAGGCAGCAUUCUUUCUUUCCUUAGGAAAAAGUGCUGGGCUCUUGCACUGUUUGGUGGAAAUGGUGAGACGGGAUUUGAGCAAAAUUCCACUUAUUCAGUGUUCAGCAUUUCUAUUACAUUGACUGAUGAGGGUUAUGAACAUUUUUAUGAGGUUGCUUACACUGUCUUUCAGUAUUUGAAAAUGCUGCAGAAACUAGGCCCAGAGAAAAGAAUUUUUGAAGAGAUUCGGAAAAUUGAGGAUAAUGAAUUUCAUUACCAAGAACAGACAGAUCCAGUUGAGUAUGUGGAAAACAUGUGUGAGAACAUGCAGCUGUACCCACUACAGGACAUUCUCACUGGAGAUCAGCUUCUUUUUGAAUACAACCCAGAAGUCAUUGCUGAAGCCUUGAAUCAGCUAGUUCCUCAAAAAGCAAAUCUUGUUCUACUGUCUGGUGCUAAUGAGGGAAAAUGUGACCUCAAGGAGAAAUGGUUUGGAACUCAGUAUAGUAUAGAAGAUAUUGAAAACUCUUGGGCUGAGCUGUGGAAUAGUAAUUUUGAAUUAAAUCCAGAUCUUCAUCUUCCAGCUGAAAACAAGUACAUAGCCAAAGACUUUACAUUGAAGGCUUUCGAUUGCCCUGAAACAGAAUACCCAGUUAAAAUUGUGAAUACUCCACAAGGUUGCCUGUGGUAUAAGAAAGACAACAAAUUCAAAAUCCCCAAAGCAUAUAUACGUUUCCAUCUAAUUUCACCCUUGAUACAGAAAUCUGCAGCAAAUGUGGUCCUCUUUGAUAUCUUUGUCAAUAUCCUUACGCAUAACCUUGCGGAACCAGCUUAUGAAGCAGAUGUGGCACAGCUGGAGUAUAAACUGGUAGCUGGAGAAUAUGGUUUAGUUAUUCGAGUAAAAGGAUUUAACCACAAACUACCUUUACUGUUUCAGCUCAUUAUUAACUACUUAGCAGAGUUCAGUUCCACACCAGCUGUCUUUACAAUGAUAACUGAGCAGUUGAAGAAAACUUAUUUUAACAUCCUCAUCAAGCCAGAGACUUUGGCCAAAGAUGUGCGGCUUUUAAUCCUGGAAUAUGCCCGUUGGUCUAUGAUUGACAAGUACCAGGCUUUGAUGGAUGGCCUUACCCUUGAGUGUCUGCUGAGCUUCGUCAAAGAAUUCAAAUCCCAGCUCUUUGUUGAGGGCCUGGUACAAGGGAAUGUCACAAGCACAGAAUCUAUGGAUUUCCUGAAAUAUGUUGUUGACAAACUAAACUUCAUGCCUCUGGAGCAGGAGAUGCCUGUGCAGUUCCAGGUAGUUGAGCUGCCCAGGGGCCACCAUCUAUGCAAAGUGAAAGCUCUGAACAAGGGUGAUGCCAACUCUGAAGUCACUGUGUACUACCAGUCAGGUACCAGGAGUCUAAGAGAAUAUACUCUUAUGGAGCUGCUGGUGAUGCACAUGGAAGAACCUUGUUUUGACUUCCUUCGAACCAAGCAGACUCUUGGGUACCAUGUCUACCCUACCUGUAGGAACACAUCUGGGAUUCUAGGAUUUUCUGUCACCGUGGGGACUCAGGCAACCAAAUACAAUUCUGAAGUUGUUGAUAAGAAGAUAGAAGAGUUCCUUUCUAGCUUUGAGGAGAAGAUUGAGAACCUCACUGAAGACGCAUUCAACACCCAGGUCACAGCUCUUAUCAAGCUGAAAGAGUGCGAGGAUACCCACCUUGGGGAGGAGGUGGAUAGGAACUGGAAUGAAGUGGUGACACAGCAGUACCUCUUUGACCGCCUUGCCCACGAGAUUGAAGCACUGAAGUCAUUCUCAAAAUCAGACCUGGUCAACUGGUUCAAGGCUCAUAGAGGACCAGGAAAUAAAAUGCUCAGCGUUCAUGUUGUUGGAUAUGGGAAGUAUGAAUUGGAAGAGGAUGGUACCCAUUCUGGUGAGGAUUCAAAUUCUUCUUGUGAAGUGAUGGAGCUAACAUACCUGCCAACGUCUCCUCUGCUGGCGGAUUGUAUCAUCCCCAUUACUGAUAUCAGGGCUUUCACAUCAACACUCAACCUUCUCCCCUACCAUAAAAUAGUCAAAUAAACUGCAGUCGCGUUGGCCUGAA